Messenger RNA from Phanerochaete carnosa HHB-10118-sp, 2662 nucleotides. RefSeq lists its product as uncharacterized. Bases 28 to 2313 code for a protein of 761 amino acids. The transcript has 5 exons. The record is from RefSeq and is a predicted model, not a curated record. Gene Ontology annotation, cellular component: nucleolus. Gene Ontology annotation, biological process: ribosomal large subunit biogenesis; ribosomal large subunit export from nucleus. Lineage: Eukaryota; Fungi; Basidiomycota; Agaricomycetes; Polyporales; Phanerochaetaceae.
CGGUCACAUAUUGCUCUCACUGCCAGGAUGGGUCGAGGUAUCUUGCUCACGUCAAACCUCCCUCAGCUACAGAACCUCAUAAAGCGAGACCCUACGGCAUACAAGGAAGAGUUCCUGCAGCAGUGGAACCACUACAACUCUGUCCGCCAAAUCUUCCAUGUCAACCCGGACGAAAAUGCCCAGCAUUUCAGAGAGCUCGUCACCUUCAUUUCCCAGGUCGCGCAAUGCUAUCCGAAAGAGACUGCAGAGUUCCCGUCCCAGCUGUCUACCAUGCUCCUCGAGAACUAUGGUUCACUUUCCCCCGAUACAAGGAAGAGUCUUGUACAAAAUUUGGUCAUGCUCCGGAACAAGGAUGUCAUAUCGUCAAUCGAGCUCUUAAAGACUCUCUUCCCACUUCUUCCCAGGACGACCUCGUCUGCCCUCCGCGCCAAUAUCCGCCAAACAAUUCUCUCUGACAUUAAGACCGCUAACAUCCGCACAAAAAAUCACAAACUGAACCGUGCUGUUCAGGCUAUGCUAUUCGGCAUGGUUGAGCGCGGUAUGGACGCCGAGGUCACCGGAGACAAGGGCAAGGCUAGAACGAAUGGUGUCAGCCAGGGCGAAGAGGCUAUGUGGGCUAUUUUGCUAACGAAGGAACUUUGGAAGAAGGGGAUCUGGAACGAUGCAAAGACGGUCUCCAUUGUUUCCCUAGGAUGUAUCCAUCCAGUGGUGAAGGUCCAGAGCGCAUCAUUGCAUUUCUUUCUUGGAAGCGAAGAGGAGGAGGAUAAUAGCGACGAGGAGGAGGAGGACGUCCCCGAUGUCAAAGCUCUCCAUCAUCGUCGCGAAAUCAACAAAAAGACUCGCAGUGGUGACAAGAAGCUUCAAAAACAGGUGAAGACCAUCAAGCAGAAGAAAAAGAAAAAGGCAGAAGCGACAUCAGCCAACUUCCCGGCCCUGCAGCUGCUUAAUGACCCCCAAACAUUCGCUGAGAAACUGUACGAUAUCCUGAACCGCCAUGACAAGCGUUUCAGCCUGGACCACAAGAUUUUGCUCAUGCAGCUCCUCUCGCGGGUGAUGGGCGCGCAUAAGCUUUGCGUCCUUGGCUUCUACACCUACAUCGUCAAAUACCUCGCGCAUCAUCAGCUGCGUGUCCCCGCAAUCCUCGUCGCGCUAGCCCAGAGUGUGCACGAGUACACGCCACCCGACGCGCUCUCGCCCGUCGUCCGCAAGCUUGCACACGAGUUCGUGCACCCCGGCGUCGGCACCGAAGUCGUCGCAGCCGGCCUGAACAGCAUACGCGAGGUGUGUCGCCGGCAGCCGUGGGCGAUGGAGGAAGAUCUCCUCGGGGACCUGAUCGAGUACCGCAAGAGCCGUGACAAGACCGUCAUUGCGGCGGCGCGGGGUCUGUUGCAACUCUUCCGCGAGGUCAACCCCGGCAUGCUCAAGCGACGCGAGCGCGGCAAGGACGCGAGUAUGGGCGUCGCCAAAGGCGCGCAGCCGCUGCCGUUCGGGCACAGCGCGGAGGCGGCGGUCGAUAUUGAAGGUCUUGUGCUCCUCGAGGACCACCUCCGGAAGCUGCGGGAGGAGGAUGGAGUCGCGUCUGAUGGCGAAGAGGACGAUGAGGCGGCGUGGGAUGGCUGGGAUGUCGAGGAAGACUCGUCGGAUGAGGAGAGCUCGGACGGCUGGGUGGACGUCGAGAGCGAUGGUGAGGAUCUUGAGAUCAGCGACAGUGAAGACGAAGGUGGCAAGACUAAGAAGGAGAAGAGAGCGAAAGGAAAGAAGAAGGGUGCUGAGGGCGAAGACGAGGACAUGGACAUGGACAUGGACAAAGAAGAGGAAAAGGGACUCGAGCCACAACGAGUAUCGACUCUUGCCACGACCAAGAUCCUUACACCCGCUGACUUCGCUCUACUCAACGAGCUCCGUAUUAAGGAAGUCACGCAAAAGGUCGAGCACGGCGGCGGAUCUGCAGCGAAGCGGAAGCUCGUCGCGCUCGAAGCAAACAAGAAGGCCUUUUCGCAAGCCGGCACGGAAGAGACAUUUAUUUCGGAAAACGACAUCCUGGGGCCGCGCAAGAGAGUGAAGGCAGACUACGCAGAGCGACUUGCGUCGAUUGAGAAGGGUCGCGAAGGUCGCGAGAAGUACGGCUCGCUCAAGGGCAAGAAGAAGAAGGAAGCACCAAGCAGUAGCACCAACCGCGAGAAGAAGAGGAACAAACCGUUGAUGAUGAUUCUCGCGAGCAAUGCAGUGCGCGGCAAGAAGAAAGCGAGCUUGCGUGAAAAGCAGAAGAAGCUACGGGCGCAUAUUGAUAGGGCGAAACGUGGUGGUCACUAGUAAGGUAUCUCAUGCAAGAUGACAUGUAUAUUUGUCAGUUUCGUUCUCUGGAUUAUCACUGUGUCACUGCUUCACAUUCGUGCGCGGCCCGCUUGUUGGAAGCUUUGCGGGACUGUCGGGCAAAAAGAGCAUGGAAUGCGUCGUUCAGCAGACGCAUAUUAGUCGAGCUUGCCCGCAAGCUGACCAGACUGCAACUUCCGUGCGAUGUCGUAUCCGCGGGCAAAAUACGCGGGCUUCGCAUCGAUGACAUAGCCCUGUAACAACGUAAGCCCUUCAUCUCGCGCCUGCAAAGCGAGAAUCGUACCUUCUGCUCGUACACUGGGCAGUGCCAAGAUGAGUGGGAUUGUUU